AUGUUCAUGACACUGUUCCUCUUUACAUGGACUCCACCCUAUAUUCAGGGUAUUUAACCAUCCAUGCCAUUCAGUGGUUAAACCAAACAUCCUGUAGUUGGCUAUACCUGCUACAUCAGGGUUUACUCGCUCCGUUUGACACCAUGGUCUCUGCGGCGCUACUAGUUGUGUUGUGCACGUUGCCCUCCCUGGCUCAUGCUGGAUGCACUAGUACUCAGAAGGCACCAGAAAGGGUCCGGGCCUGUAGGGACUCUGAUAACAGCUUGCACGAGGUAGGGAGCAAGUGGAGAGUGCACUGCAUGGACUGCACCUGUUCUGCCUCUGGGAUCCAUUGCUGCCAAGUUCUGCCAACUAGCAUAUGGUUUCCUGAUGACUGCGUGGAGGUGUAUGACGAGGCAAACUGCCACCGCUAUGCGGUAAAGAAGAAUGACCCAUCCAUUGAAUGUGAAAUUACUGGAGCAGUUGGAAAGUAAUACAUUAGAUAAAUAUUAUGAUUGAAAAAAAAAUGAUUGAUUGGAAGAAAUGUGAUAAUGUUGUUAAUAGUCCAAAAUGUAUCAAAUGUGAGAAGAAAUUGAAAUGCACUGUUUCUGUUAUUAUUUUUUAAAUAAAAACCACAGUCAUUUAUUUAGAAA
Sardina pilchardus (European sardine) is the source of this 632-nucleotide messenger RNA. Its product is annotated as beta-microseminoprotein J1-like. Lineage: Eukaryota; Metazoa; Chordata; Actinopteri; Clupeiformes; Clupeidae. The coding region runs from base 27 to 473 and encodes 148 amino acids. The record is from RefSeq and is a predicted model, not a curated record. The transcript is spliced from 4 exons.